Molecule: messenger RNA, 258 nt
Organism: Cetraspora pellucida
Lineage: Eukaryota; Fungi; Glomeromycota; Glomeromycetes; Diversisporales; Gigasporaceae
Source: the annotation of a GenBank genome assembly
AUGAAAUCGAUUGACCAUGUCCAAAUCGAUUAUCAAUAUCCUUUCGAAGAUUGCGAAAUGUGGUUAGGCAAUGACCCACGGAGGACCAUUAAGCUCAAAGUCAACAAACGCAACGACAAUCACCCAAAUGAGACACGGUUACAAAAAUGUGUCCGGAUUGGUCAUCGCGAAAGCAGUGAACGUGCCAUCAUUGAACUGAUGGUGCCCGGGGUACAGGCAAAAUGUCCUUGCGAACGGCGCGCCUGCAGAAAUGCAUGA